Salarias fasciatus (jewelled blenny) is the source of this 543-nucleotide messenger RNA. Its product is annotated as NACHT, LRR and PYD domains-containing protein 12-like. Lineage: Eukaryota; Metazoa; Chordata; Actinopteri; Blenniiformes; Blenniidae. The record is from RefSeq and is a predicted model, not a curated record. The transcript has 5 exons. The annotation marks the transcript as partial. Gene Ontology annotation, molecular function: protein binding.
AUGUUCCACUGUUCGACCAGCGGGAAGACAGACGAGCUGAAGACCUUCAUCGGACAUGAUGAUGCUUUCCAGGAGGGACGACGGAGACUGAUCCCAGCUGUGAGGAACUGCAGGAAGUUUCGAGUUCAUCCUGGAUUCAACUGGAGUAACCUCGAUGAUUCUGACUGUGAAGUGAUCUCCUCAGCUCUGAAGUCUGACCCCUCCCAUCUGAAACAUCUGGACCUGAGUGACAACACUUUGGAGGAUUCAUCAGUGAAGAUUCUGUGUUCUGGACUGGAGAGUCCAAACUGUCAACUGGAGACUCUGAGGUUGAAAUACUGCAGUAUGUCAGAGACCAGCUGUUCUUCUGUGGCCUCAGCUCUGAAGUCCAACCCCUCCCUCCUGAAACAUCUGGAACAUCUGGACCUGAGUAGGAACUCUGUGCAGGAUUCAGGAGUUGAGCAGCUGUGUGGUUUCCUGGAAAGUCCUCUUUGUUGUCUGCAGACUCUGAAGUUGGAGGACUGCAGGUUGUCAGAGAUCAGCUGUUCUUCUGUGGCCUCAGCU